AUGAAGGCAGCCCAAUCGGUCCAUCUUCGAAAGAUGCUUCCGAAGGUUCUUCUCAUCGCCGUCUUGGCUCUGGCCUUCGUCAUGGCAGCUCCGCCAGUGUCCUCAGAGGAGGACGGUGAGGCUCAAUUCAUUGUUCUUCUAAAGCUUUCAUUUCAGAUUUUUCCGACCUCAUCGACGAUAGUGAACUGGCCAUUUUCGAACUAGGUGAGUCUGAUGAUCUUCAAUAGUGAAAAUAUGGAAGUUUCUCAGCCGCGAUGUCUCCACAACUUCGAGCCUACUUGCGCUGCGUUCGCCGAUGCCGCAGAAAGGGACCGAAUCCGGCUUGCGUCAACCGAUGCAAGAAGACUCAUCCGUUCCCGGUAUGAUCAAUGUCCAGUCUGAUUCGAGGCUCACUUUAGAACUAGAAUAAUCCCACUGAAAGAAGUUCUGAGCGAAAAGUUUUUUUUUUUCAGUUUUCAAAGAAGGAACAUUCAAUCUAGAAGCCUGGGUAUUUCUUCUUACAAAAAUUUUCUGAUUGAGCCAUUGUGUCGAGUUUCUCAUAAGGAACAGUUAUGGAAGAACAUUCAAGGGACAAGGCGGAAAGCCAGGCGGCAGCAAGCCAGGAGGUGGCGGUGGUGGAGCCGCUACUCCAGCUCCGGCCGCGACGACGACGGCAGCUGGAGGAGCUGCGACUACGGCUGCCGGAACUGCGGGUGGAGAAACGACUACGGCGGCUGGUGGUGCCGCGACAACUACUGGUUUGUUUGAAAUCCAGAAUUCUGACGACUCAGUUGCAUUGUUUUCAGCUGCAGCUUAA
Molecule: messenger RNA, 796 nt
Organism: Caenorhabditis auriculariae
Lineage: Eukaryota; Metazoa; Nematoda; Chromadorea; Rhabditida; Rhabditidae
Source: the annotation of a GenBank genome assembly